This is a messenger RNA of Anopheles cruzii, 1595 nucleotides long. It is a transcript of the gene Gmd, whose product is annotated as GDP-mannose 4,6 dehydratase. Gene Ontology annotation, biological process: GDP-mannose metabolic process. The coding region runs from base 92 to 1180 and encodes 362 amino acids. Lineage: Eukaryota; Metazoa; Arthropoda; Insecta; Diptera; Culicidae. The transcript has 2 exons. The record is from RefSeq and is a predicted model, not a curated record. Gene Ontology annotation, molecular function: GDP-mannose 4,6-dehydratase activity.
UAUUAGAUCUGCUAUCUGAGCGGAACGGAACAGCCACGUCGACUAGCGUAGCCAGUUGGUGCCUGUGUGUAAAAGUAAGGCGGUAGCUAGCAUGGAGAGCCCUUCUAAGGUGACGAAUCCGGACAAUCGAAAGGUGGCACUGAUAACGGGAAUAACGGGUCAAGAUGGUUCCUAUCUCGCCGAGUUUCUACUCGACAAAGGAUACGAGGUGCACGGUAUUAUCAGACGGGCGAGUACUUUCAACACAUCUCGCAUAGAACACCUGUACGCGGAUCCGAAAACGCACCGAGAGGGAAAAAUGAAGCUACACUACGGUGAUAUGACGGACAGUAGCGCUCUGGUCAAGAUUAUCGCCCAGGUGCGCCCAUCGGAAGUAUAUAAUCUGGCCGCGCAAAGUCACGUGAAAAUAUCAUUCGAUCUCAGCGAAUACACAGCAGAGGUGGACGCUGUCGGCACUCUGCGACUGCUAGACGCAAUUCGUACGGUGGGACAGGAGAAGACGGUUCGCUUCUAUCAAGCGUCCACUUCGGAGCUGUACGGCAAGGUGGUGGAAACACCACAGAACGAGAAAACUCCGUUCUAUCCGCGCUCACCGUACGCCUGUGCGAAGAUGUACGGUUACUGGAUUGUGAUUAACUACCGCGAGGCGUACGAUAUGUUCGCCUGCAACGGAAUCCUCUUCAACCACGAAUCACCGCGACGAGGGGAAAAUUUUGUAACACGCAAAAUUACGCGGUCAGUUGCAAAAAUAUCGCUCGGGCAACAGGAGUACCUGGAGCUGGGCAAUCUCGAUUCGAAGCGCGACUGGGGCCACGCGAAGGACUACGUUGAAGCUAUGUGGCUAAUGAUGCAGCAGGAAAGGCCGGAAGAUUUCGUUAUCGCCACCGGCGAGACCCAUUCGGUGCGGGAGUUUGUAGAGAAAUCGUUCCAGCACAUUGGCCGCGAGAUCGAGUGGCGAGGGGUUGGCGUUGAAGAGGUCGGCGUAGAAAAAGGCACGGAAACGGUACGAGUGCGCAUCAAUCCUAAGUUUUUCCGCCCAACGGAAGUAGACCUGUUGCUGGGUGAUGCCAGCAAAGCGAAGCAACAGCUGGGCUGGGUCCCAAAAGUUACAUUCCUAGAACUGAUCGCCGACAUGAUGGAGGCCGAUAUUAAGUUGAUGAAAAACAAUCCUUCGGCUUAAAAGCUUUCGUUUCUCUGUACGCUCCGUAAAUGUGACUUCGUACGGCCAGUAUUUGUUUAACGUUAUUGCAUUUUUUCCAGUGUACAUCAAUACUAACCAUCGUUUUAAAGCAAACAUAGAAGCAACAUCUUUCAGUCGUACUUCCUAUGACGAUGCGAAUAUGUCGUUGUCGUUAAUUGUGUAAUUCGAUCUUCGAUCGUUUUUGGUUCAAACUAUAGAUCGGUUAUAACAGUUUUUAAUAAAAUGCGUUGCCAAUGGGAAGAAAGAGUGUGUCAAGAAAAAACGAAAUUCAACAUUAAUAUUUUAUUGGUAGCGCUAUGUUGUGUGCCAGCGAAGGCGUCUCGAUGCAAGACCAUUCCACAAGCAAUUGGGCUUGUUUUUUCACUUUUUGUAAUAAGUAACGAUUCACUUUCUA